AUGGAUGACAAUUCAACCGGGAAUAAGCAACUGCCGCAACUUUCCUCCGCAGAUUUACUAGCUCAAUAUCUUGUUGAACGAUUACCCACUGAUGUGUUUAGUCCUCCAACGUAUUUUAUUUCGCAAUUGACACACCAAGCGCAGCAACCGAACGACGUUCUGCUACCUCGACAACAUUUGUUUGUGCAGCAGCGGCAAGAAUGGUUAAUACAGCACCAGUAUUCGAGACAACAUGAAGAACAGAAACCGAAUGGAUUAUUCAUGCCAGUGCAACUAGAAUCACAGUCAUCCUUCAACAUUCUUAUCAAAUCCGGCAUUGCGAAAAUUACUGAUUUCGGUUUAUCUGGACAAAUCAUGUCCUCUUCAAUGGGUGAAUGCACUGCAGCAUACAGAGAUCCCUUGUCAUUUAGAUUUCGAUCAUAUAAACGUGGAAAAAAGUCUGAUAUAUUUAGCCUUGGAGUGCUGCUCUGGGAAAUUUCCAGCGGGCAAAUUCCUUGUAACAAGUGUGCUAAUACUAAUGUGGCAGAGUAUAGAAAACAUGGUUAUCGGGAUUCUCCUGUUUCGGAUACACCGGAAACAUAUGUUACGCUCUAUCAAGCAUGUUGGAGUGAAAAUCCGGAUGAACGACCAUCCUGCGAAGCAGUAUACAAACUAUUGAAACGGUUAUCUAAAACUAAUAACUCAAAAUAG
Messenger RNA from Paraglomus occultum, 690 nucleotides. The record is from the annotation of a GenBank genome assembly. Lineage: Eukaryota; Fungi; Glomeromycota; Glomeromycetes; Paraglomerales; Paraglomeraceae.